AAUAGCAUGGUUCUUUGUAUAUAAAUAAUCAAUCCACAUAGAUGCAUUCUCCAAAGGACUUUCAUUGUUUCCUCAGUGGGUUCAUUUCCCUUCUCUUCUCUCUGUGUGCCUCCUAAAUUUGCAGGAACCAAUAUACAAUUUAAUUUACACAGGAGCUAUUAAACUCAAUUGUCAAAAUGUCUGGGGGAGAUGCAAAGAAGGGAAGGAGAGUCAUCAUCAUUGGUGUGUCAACCUUGCUAUUGGUGGCUAUGGUUGUGGCCGUCACGGUUGGCGUGAACCUCAAUCACAAUAAGAGUGAAGAGAACAACAUGAAAAACUACAACCAGGUUUCUACCACGGUUAGAGCAGUCCAAACUCUUUGCCAUCCCACUGAUUACAAGAAGGAAUGUGAGGAAACUCUUAUAGCAGAAGCUGGAAACACCACAGACCCAAAAGAACUUAUCAAAAUUGCCUUCAACAUUACAAUCCAGAAAAUUGGUGACAAACUCAAGGAAACUACUUUGUUGCAUGAGAUUGAAAAGGAGCCUAGAGCAAAGAUGGCACUUGAGACAUGCAAGCAACUUAUGGAUCUUUCAAUUGAAGAGUUGACAAGGUCAUUUGAUGAUAUAGGCAAGUUUCAACUCCAGAAUCUGGACAAAAUCCUCAUGAAUGUAAAGGUUUGGCUUAGCGGUGCAGUCACAUACCAAGAUACAUGUUUGGAUGGAUUUGAGAACACCACUAGCGAAGCUGGAAUGAAGAUGAAAGAGCUAUUAACAACAAGCAUGCACAUGAGCAGCAAUGCCCUUGCUAUUGUCUCUCAACUUGCUGACGCAAUAUCAGAUUUCAAUGUCACAAAGUUAACUGGGCGUCGCCUCCUUCUUCAGAAUUUUGAGACUCCAUCAUGGGUUGAUCUUGAUCAUCGUAGACUCCUUGAUGCAAAGAAAAACACACUCAAACACAAGCCUAAUGUGACUGUAGCCAUAGAUGGGAGUGGAGAUUUCAAGAGCAUCAAUGAGGCAUUGAAGAAGGUUCCUCAUCAUAAUAAAAAGCCAUUUGUGAUUUACAUCAAGAAGGGCAUUUACCAAGAGUAUGUUGAAGUUAACAAGCAUAUGACUCAUGUUGUCUUUGUUGGUGAUGGUGGCAAAAAGACAAGAAUCACAGGCAACAAAAACUUCAUAGAUGGAAUUAACACCUACAGAACUGCAACUGUUGCUAUCCAAGGAGAUCAUUUUGCUGCCAUCAAUAUGGGUUUUGAGAACUCUGCUGGCCCUCACAAGCAUCAAGCAGUGGCAUUAAGGGUUCAAGCUGACAAGUCCAUCUUCUACAAUUGCUCAAUGGAUGGGUACCAAGAUACACUCUAUGCACACACCAUGCGCCAAUUCUACCGGGAUUGCACCAUUUCGGGUACCAUUGACUUUGUCUUUGGUAAUGGGCUAGUAGUUUUUCAGAACUGCACUUUUGUGGUCAGAAAGCCAUUGGAAAACCAACAAUGCAUUGUAACAGCACAAGGCAGGAAAGAAAGACAGCAACCAUCAGGAAUAGUAAUCCAAGGUGGUUCCAUUGUGUCUGACCCUGAGUUCUUCCCAGUGAGGUUUGACAAUAAGGCAUAUCUUGCUCGUCCAUGGAAGAAUUACUCUAGAACUAUCAUCAUGGACACCUACAUUGAUGAUUUGAUUCAUCAUGAUGGCUACUUGCCAUGGCAAGGAUUAGAAGGAUCAUCUGGCAUGGACACUUGCUUCUAUGCUGAGUACCACAACAUAGGACCAGGUUCAGAUAAAUCAAAACGUGUACAUUGGGCUGGAAUCUGGAACCUCAAUUCAAAAGCUGCACAUUUGUUCUCCCCAUCCAAGUUCUUCCACGGAGAUGAUUGGAUUGAGGUUACUGGAAUUCCCUAUUUUACUGGCAUUCCAGACCACCAUAGGCACAAGAAAACAUUACUUAAUUGGUGAUGGUGCUAGCAGAGACUAAUAAUUGUUUUCCAUUUUGGUGAUUUUUUGUGUAGUGGCUAGUCAAUGGCCCUUUAUGCAUGUAUCAUUACAUCUACAUGUGUAUUCCAUUGUUUAUUUAAUUAUAUUUGUU
Messenger RNA from Lotus japonicus, 2058 nucleotides. RefSeq names its product probable pectinesterase/pectinesterase inhibitor 21. The record is from RefSeq and is a predicted model, not a curated record. Gene Ontology annotation, biological process: cell wall modification. The coding region runs from base 177 to 1928 and encodes 583 amino acids. Gene Ontology annotation, molecular function: pectinesterase activity; pectinesterase inhibitor activity. The transcript has 3 exons. NCBI's taxonomy places the organism in Eukaryota, Viridiplantae, Streptophyta, Magnoliopsida, Fabales, Fabaceae.